UCAUCUCAAAGACUCGUUCAAAUGAAUGGAAAUUGUUCGUGGGAAGACAUGCCUUCGAGUUCAUCUUAUGUCGAUAUUUCGAAUAAAAAUACGGAUCAAAUGGAUUCUCAUAAUAGAUAUGAAAAUGUGAUGGAAAAUAAAAGAACCGAGGAAAGUAAAUCUAUUAUUAGUACAAGUGAUUUAGUUGCCUUUGCUUUUCAAGUGGCCAAAGGAAUGAAUUAUCUUCAACAGAAAAAAUUGAUUCAUCGGGACUUAGCUGCUCGAAAUAUUCUUGUUGCUGAACAGAAGAUUGUCAAAAUAUGUGACUUCGGUCUAGCCAGAGACAUUCAACAUGAAUAUAAUUACAAAACUAAAAGCUCAACUCGAUUACCCAUUAAAUGGAUGGCAAUUGAUCAAAUAUUUACAUCAAAAUCAGAUUUUUGGUCCUUCGGUGUUUUACUUUGGGAGAUCUUUUCUUUGGGUACAACUCCUUAUCCAGGAAUCGAUUUUGAUCAGAAGUUAUUAUAUAUGCACAAUCACUUCAUGGCUAUCGAAUGGAUCGACCGGAUAAAUGUCCUUUGGAUAUUUAUUAUAUUAUGACAGAUUGUUGGAAAUCAGAACCAAUUGAAAGACCUGAUUUUGGACAAUCGGUUGAUAAACUGAGCAAAAUGAUGGAUGAAACGAUUGUUAAUUAUUAUUCAGUUCUAAAUAGUCUUUAUG
Tetranychus urticae (two-spotted spider mite) is the source of this 699-nucleotide messenger RNA. Its product is annotated as vascular endothelial growth factor receptor 1-like. Gene Ontology annotation, biological process: positive regulation of kinase activity; cell surface receptor protein tyrosine kinase signaling pathway; multicellular organism development. Gene Ontology annotation, molecular function: ATP binding; transmembrane receptor protein tyrosine kinase activity. The record is from RefSeq and is a predicted model, not a curated record. Gene Ontology annotation, cellular component: plasma membrane; signaling receptor complex. NCBI's taxonomy places the organism in Eukaryota, Metazoa, Arthropoda, Arachnida, Trombidiformes, Tetranychidae.